Rhincodon typus (whale shark) is the source of this 2951-nucleotide messenger RNA. RefSeq names its product glycosyltransferase 8 domain containing 1 (gene glt8d1). The transcript has 9 exons. The record is from RefSeq and is a predicted model, not a curated record. Gene Ontology annotation, molecular function: glycosyltransferase activity. NCBI's taxonomy places the organism in Eukaryota, Metazoa, Chordata, Chondrichthyes, Orectolobiformes, Rhincodontidae. Gene Ontology annotation, cellular component: Golgi apparatus. Bases 1457 to 2626 code for a protein of 389 amino acids.
GGUAUUUAUUUUCUCUCCCAUCCCAAAAGUAUGGAAUGUGAUCUACACAGUAAUGAAAAUUGUUAGCCAUUUAUCAGUUUCAGUGUCCUUGUCUCAUUUAAGAAGUAUAUAUUGUGACAAUACUGUGCCUUUAAGAGAUGUGUUCUGUCCAGUUUCUCUUGCAGAAGGAUUUUGUCGUGGUGGUACUGAGGUGUCUCCUCCCAGCAGGCAAUUUGUAAAUAGCUUUGGGUUUCUUUCUGGGUGUUUUUUUGAGUAAGACAAAAGAAUCAUUGAGUGGGCGGGAUCAGGCUCACACAAAUUCUGAGGACUUUGGCUUUGCUUUCGAUGGGUUGGUUUGUUAGUUAGCUGCUGGAGCAGACAGCUAGAGUUCUCUUUGCUGUUAGAUUGAAGAGUUAAGAGAGUUUUCUUGUUUGAAAUCAAAAAGGGCAGAUUGUUUCUACUGGACUGGAGAGAGACAGCAUGUGAGAAUAAUAGCUGUUUUGCUGCAUUGCAUUUUGCCAAAGGCUGUGUUUAUGGGUUGCUGCCUAUAUUAAAACAGCUGAUGAUUAGCAGUUAAAUACCAUAUAUACCCAAAUAAAAGUCAAUCUCAUGUAAAUGUCGACCCUCUAAUUUUGGCCAAAAAAUCAGGAAUUUUCCAUAUAUUUUGUGUAAAUGUCGACUGUAGUUCUUCACAGAUAACAGAUCAACAUUUGUGAGUCAAGGUAUUAUCCUGUACAUAAAUGUUAAGAUGAGGAAAUGAUCGGUGAGACUGUAUGAGAGUCAAAUGUCUGAUUAAGCUUUUAUUUCUGAUUUUAAAAAAAAGUUGUGUUACUUUGAAAAAUUAAAACAACAAUUGACAAGAGAAAAUGGAGGGAAAUGGAAGAAUUUGGCGCAAAAGUUUAAAAUGAAUCAUGUCAGAGUCAGGCACUCAAGAAAUACAGUCAUACACCUAGUUGAGAUUUUCAAAUUUCUUCAUCAUUUUGUGUAAAAGUGCCCUCCAGAAAAGCAAAAAACAAAAAUACAGCAGCAUUUAAACUGAAAGUUAUUGAAGUUGCAGAGAAGACAAAUAACACUGUAGCAGCAAGAGAAUUUUUUGUUUCGGAGAAAUUUGUGAGGGACUGGAGAAAGAUAUUAAACCAACUUCAGAUAAAACCAAAACAAAAGUGUGCCAACUGAGGCAUACCUAGCAAGUGGCCACAAUUGGAGAAAAAAGUUUCUGAGUGGGUUCUUGAAAAUGAUCAAAAUGGAAAUGUGUUAAUCACAAAGCCAGCCGAAUCCAUGCACGAAACAAAUCAAAGAAGGAUGGAAUGUCAGAUUUUAAGGCAAGUGCUGGAUGGUGCACGAGGUUCAUGAGAAGCCAUGACUUAGUACUUCAGUAGAGAACUAAGAUUGCACAAAAGCUGCCUGCUGAACUCGAAGGUAAGAUAUUACAGAUUCACCAGAGAAGGAAGGCUACAAGUUAUCAUGCAUUAGAAACAUGGACGAAAUGCUUAUCACUCUUGACAUGCCAGAGAAUCGAACUGUGAACCAAAAAGGAGAAAAAACAGUAUUGGUGAAAACUAUUGGCCAUGAGAAAACUCAUAUCCUCAUAAUUCUGCUUGUUGCAAUUGUGCUUUUGAUAGUUAUGCACCAUAAUCUAUUUAAUGCUCAUGACCUUUUGAGGAAGGAGAAUUCAGAAUCAAAGUAUAGUGGAGUGUGGAGGAUUGCAGAAGUGAGAACGGGUGAAGAGAUUCCAAUUCUAAUCCCAGCUGUAGAGGAGCGACUUGGAGGCGUAAUAGCAGCCAUAAACAGUAUAUAUAGUAACACCAGGUCAAAUGUGAUCUUUUAUGUAGUUACUACAAAUGAUACUGUUGAUCAUUUAAGAGCUUGGCUUCAAAAGCAAGAACUGAUGGGUAUAAAGUAUAAAAUUCUGAGAUUUGAUCCUCGUGUUCUAAAAGGCAAAGUACAAGAUGAGGGUGAUUCAACUGAAAUAAAACCACUGACUUUUGCAAGGUUUUAUCUACCCACUUUGAUUUCUGGCACAGAGAAAGCCAUUUACCUGGAUGAUGAUGUGAUUGUGCAAGGAGAUAUCCGUGAGCUUUAUGACACUGAACUGAAGGCAGGUCAUGCUGCAGCAUUUUCUGAAGAUUGCGAUUCUGUAUCUUCAAAGGUGUUGGUUAGAGGCGCAGGAAGUCAGAACACAUAUUUGGGAUUCCUUGAUUAUAAAAAAGAAACCAUUAGGAAACUUGGUAUGAAGGCAAGCACGUGCUCCUUUAAUCCCGGUGUUUUUGUAGCUAAUCUCACAGAGUGGAGGCAGCAGAACAUUACAGAGCAGCUUGAAAGGUGGAUGGAAAUCAAUGUAGCGGAGAACUUGUAUGGUGGUGCUCUGGCUGGCAGCGUUACAACACCACCCAUGCUCUUGGUAUUCUAUAAACAAUACUCUUCCAUUGAUCCAUUGUGGCACGUGAGGCAUCUUGGGUCUAAUGCUGGUACCAGAUAUUCAUCGCAUUUUAUUAAAGCUGCCAAGUUGCUUCAUUGGAAUGGACGUUUCAAACCUUGGGGGCGUACCUCUUCAUACAGUGAUAUUUGGGACAAGUGGUAUAUUCCAGACCCCACUGGAAAAUUCCACCCAGUACGUAGACAUGCAGAGGAUGAGGAAGCUCAUUAGCAGAUAACGAUAAAUGUGACUUCUAAAUCAUUAACUUAGUUUGUACAAACUACCACCACUCAGGAAUUUGUGAUUCAAUUCAUUCUAAGUGUGCAUUCAGAUUGUUUCAUUUUUUAGGCUGUCUUUUUUUACAUGCACAACAAACAAGACCAUAGAUUUUUCUUGCUGUGGAGAAAAUGGAGGACUUUGUCAUUCCUGAUUCUAGUAAAAUAAGGUGUUCAAAUCCUGUGUAAGCCUGGAUGAAAUAAGGACUUCAAGUUAAAUGUUUUAACCCAGGUAAGACCACAUGUAUUAUUAAAUAUUUUAAUAUUCAUCAUAAAACUAA